Molecule: messenger RNA, 1353 nt
Organism: Gossypium arboreum
Lineage: Eukaryota; Viridiplantae; Streptophyta; Magnoliopsida; Malvales; Malvaceae
Product: UPF0481 protein At3g47200-like
Exons: 2
Coding region: 1-1353 (450 amino acids)
Source: RefSeq, a predicted model, not a curated record
AUGUCGUCCACGGAGGGAGGAGGCGGCACUGUCGGAGCAGUUUCCACUGAUCAAACAGUCAUCAACAACAUUAGCAACAACGAUUCCGUGGGCAUUGAUAUGCCGUGUACAGACGUCGAUCUCAGCAGUGGCGAAUUAGAGAAUUUCCGGUCAUUAUACAAAGCUUUGGACGGCGGCCAACCCACCCUCAGAGACAAACCAUUGAUACGAAAAGUCCCAUCUACCCUUCGCCGUAAUGAAGAUUUCAAGAAGUAUUUCAAGCCGAAAGUGAUCUCAAUCGGCCCACUCCACCACGAUGAUCCCACCCUCCAUGAAUCCAUGGAGCUCAAGCUCAAAUUAGCAGCACAUUUCGUCAAAAACAUUGACUACCUUAAGGUGUACAGCAACAUGAAGAAAGAGCUCGAUGACUUAAAGAAAUGCUAUGAACCACAGGAAUUAGAGAAAUAUAGCGACGAUGACGAGAAACUGGCUUGGAUGUUCUUCGUUGACGGCUGCGCAAUUUUACAAGCAGUUUAUUUGCGUUACGGUGAUGAUGGUGAUGAUGAUAUGUUUAAUUUUUAUGGCCGGUUGUUUAUUAAAAACGAUUUGCUGACAUUUGUGUACUCGGAUCUGUUCUUGUUGGAGAACCAAUUACCUUUUUCAUUUUGCUCCAGUGAAUGGUGGUGGGAGCAGCAUCAAGGAGAGCGAAUUCACUUAUUGAUUCUACUACGAGUAAGACUCCUUUUCAAAAAAGAAAAACCACGGCGGUGGUAUUUUCCGUUUUUCAUUGAACACGGAUCUAGCAACGAAGCAAGAACAAAACGGUGCCAGUCACACACCAUUCCUAACGUAAAAGAGCUUAAAAAGGUUGGGAUAUGGUUAAAAGCUAGCGAAACAAGUCGUUUAACCGACAUCAGUUUCAACCCUAUCUUCUUUAUCGGAAAAUUAUGUUUACCGCCAAUCCCCGUCGAUGAUUCAACCAUGAACUUAAUAGCUUACGAAAUGUGUCCGGAUUUCGACAACGAUUUCAGCGUCAGUUCAUAUAUGUGUUUCCUUGACUUAUUGAUCGAUGAAGCUGAAGAUGUUAAAGACCUGAGAGAUGCCGGCAUACUAUACAAUAGAUUGGGGAGUGAUGAAGAAGUGGCUAAGCUUUUCAAUAAGAUGAACACUGAUUUGGUUCCUAGUCCGAUGAUUUACAGUGGGGUUAAAUGGAAAAUACAUAAUCAUUGUAAGACUCCGUGGAUUAAUCAUGCAGCUCAAGGUUAUCAUACUUAUUUUAGGAGUCCUUGGACGGUUUUUGCACUUGCGGGUGCCAUUACUGCACUUUUGCUUGCUGCUUUUCAGACUUAUUUUACCAUACAUCAACCAAAGUAA